CAUUCGCGUCAAUGCCCGGUGGCGCGGAGCGAUGACUAGAGGGCCGGGAGUGGGGCUGAGCGGCACUUCAAGCUGGAAGAAGCCGGGCUCUGUAAGGCCAUGCUUCGCAGAUUGCUGCGUCUUGGCUUGGGCCCGGGCCUCCCAAACCGGGGGCUACGCACACGCAGAGGAGGCUUUACUCUGGACUGGGAUGCAAAGCUGUCUGAGUUUAAGAAGAAGAUUGAGUGCAUCCUGCCUGGAAAGCAAUGGGAAUUGCUGUACGACACCAGCCACCUGCCCCCAAAACAGUCGGAUGUGGUCAUCGUAGGAGGUGGGAUCCUUGGUCUGUCUGUGGCCUUUUGGCUGAAGAAGCUGGAAAGUAGACGAGGUGCCAUCCGGGUGCUGGUGGUGGAACAAGACCACACGUAUUCACGGGCUUCCUCCACAGGGCCUUCUGUGGGCGGGAUUUGGCAGCAGUUUUCUGUGCCUGAGAAUGUCCAACUCUCCCUCUUUUCAAUCAACUUUCUACGGAACAUAAAUGAAUACCUGGCUGUAGUGGAUGCCCCUCUUGUGGACCUCCAGUUCAACCCCUCAGGCUGUCUCUUGCUAGCUUCAGAAAAGGAUGCUGCCACCUUGGAAAACAAUGUGAAAAUGCAAAGGCAGGAAGGAGCCAAAGUCUGUCUGAUGUCUCCUGAGCAGCUACAGAACAAGUUUCCCUGGAUAAACAUAGAAGGAGUGGCUGUGGCCUCUUAUGGGAUGGAGGAUGAAGGUUGGUUUGAUGCCCGGUCUUUGCUCCAGGGUCUUCGUCGAAAGGUCCAAUCAAUGGGAGUCUUACUCUGCCAGGGAGAGGUGACACGUUUUAUCACUUCAUCUAGCCAAGCAGAGACCUCAAGUGGGGAACCGGUAGUCUUGAGAAGAAUUCACAAAGUCCAUGUAAGAAUGGACAAGAGCCUGGAGUAUCAGCCAGUGGAAUGUGCUGUCGUGGUCAAUGCCGCAGGAGCCUGGUCUGGGAAAAUUGCAGAGCUGGCUGGUAUUGGGAAGGGACUGCCUGGUACCCUGCAGGGCACCAAGCUACCUGUGGAGCCAAGGAAAAGGUAUGUGCACUUAUGGCACUGCCCCCAGGGACCAGGUCUGGAGACACCGUUGGUUGCAGAUAUCAAUGGAGUCUAUUUUCGACGGGAAGGAUUGGGCAGCAAAUAUCUAGGUGGCUGUAGCCCCACUGAGGAGGAAGAACCAGACCCAACAAAUCUGGAAGUGGACCAUGAUUUCUUCCAGAACAAAGUAUGGCCCCAUUUGGUCCAGAGGGUGCCAUCUUUUAAGACUCUGGAGGUACAGAGUGCCUGGGCUGGCUAUUAUGACUAUAACACUUUUGACCAGAAUGGCGUGGUGGGCCCCCACCCACUAGUUGUCAACAUGUACUUUGCUACGGGCUUCAGUGGUCGGGGACUUCAGCAUGCACCUGGCAUCGGUCGAGCUGUGGCCGAAGUGGUACUGGAGGGCCAGUUCAAGACCAUCGACAUGAGCCCCUUCCUCUUCACCCGCUUUUACGUAGGAGAGAAGUUACAGGAGUUCAGUAUCCUCUGAGCACGAAAACUUCUGUGGGCCUCGCCAGCCCAGGCGUUGUCCUUGCCUCACACUGGCUGUGGUCACUGCCUGAGUCUCCCCAGGACGGUGACACGGCUCCAUCCCUUCCCUCACCAUCCUCUAAGCCGGGCCACUCUGCCCCAGUGUCUCUGGACAGAGAAUGCGCACAGGCACAGAGACCCAGGCCAAUGGAGAGUGAUGAAUGGGACCCCAGGACCGACUGUAGCCCAAGCUGAUGCCACCAUCCAAAACACUUCGGCUGGCAUCCUGGGUCUGGGGCCCAGGACUGGCCUCCUUCCUGGUACAGGAAAUGGGUCUCUGACCCUCUGGCCAGAACCCAUGCACACAGCAUUCUAGGACUGCCUGGACCAAAUUUAUCGACUCAUCUGUUAACCUUGUCUCCAAUCAGUAUAUGUGAUUAACCCUUUCCCUCUGCUCUUGUAUUCUUUCUGCUUCUCUUCUCAAGGUAGAAGCUUUUGAAGUAUUGCCAUUAAAAAGGCAGCCUCGUC
Molecule: messenger RNA, 2072 nt
Organism: Peromyscus californicus insignis
Lineage: Eukaryota; Metazoa; Chordata; Mammalia; Rodentia; Cricetidae
Gene: Foxred1
Product: FAD dependent oxidoreductase domain containing 1
Exons: 11
Coding region: 100-1563 (487 amino acids)
Cellular component (GO): cytoplasm
Molecular function (GO): oxidoreductase activity
Source: RefSeq, a predicted model, not a curated record